AUGCAUUCCCUCACUCGCGCUCUCGCAACUCUCGUUCUCCUCGGAGCUGCCUAUAGUGCAAGCACAUUGGACUCAUGCCCUGGAUACACAGCAACCAAUGUACAAACCUUGGGUCCUACUCUAACAGCAGACCUUGUUCUAGCCGGGCCUGCAUGCAACGUAUAUGGCCCAGAUAUUGAGCGCCUGCUCCUCCAGGUGACAUACGAAACUGCAUCUCGUAUCCAUCUUAAGAUCACAGAUCCAUCUGCCGUCCGCUACGAAGUACCUGAAUCCGUCUUCCCUCGGCCUACUGCCAAUGCGUCCACAACCUCAUCCGCCGCUCAGAUCGCCUUCAACUAUACCGCCUCCCCCUUUUCUUUCUCCAUCCUCCGCACGUCUACAAAUGAGGUUCUCUUCAGUUCUGUGUCGUAUCCGCUCGUCUACGAACCGCAGUUCCUGCAUCUUGCCACCGCCCUGCCGACAGACGCAAACAUUUACGGGCUCGGAGAGAGCACAGAGAAUUUCCGCCUCCCGACAGAAAAUCUCACGCGCACGCUCUGGUCGCGCGACGCGUAUGGCGUCCCGAAUGGCACUAACCUCUAUGGGAACCACCCCGUGUAUGUCGAGCACCGUACGACGGGCACGCACGGCGUGUUCCUGCUCAGCUCGAAUGGCAUGGAUAUCAAGAUCAAUACGUCGGAUACGGGGACACACCUCGAGUACGAUGUUAUCGGUGGCGUGCUCGAUUUCUACUUCUUGGCUGGCAGUGAGACAGACCCGACGGAAGUGAUAAGACAGUAUGCGGAGGUUGUGGGCACGCCUGCGGAGGUCCCAUACUGGGCGUUUGGGCUGCACCAGUGUCGCUUUGGGUACAACAAUUUCGUUGAGGUUGCCGAUGUGAUUACGAACUACUCCCUGGCUGAUAUCCCGCUCGAGACGAUGUGGACCGACAUCGAUUACAUGUGGAACCGCCGCAUCUUCACGCUCGAUCCGGACUACUUCCCCCUCACGCGGAUGCGACAGAUCAUUGAGUAUCUUCAUUCGCACGAUCAGCACUACGUUUUGAUGACUGACCCCGCGGUGGCGUAUGCUCCCGGGCAGGGAUACGGGACGUACGAUCGCGGCACAGUGGACGAUGUCUGGCUGAAGGCGGCGAGUGGUAGCUUCUUUCUUGGUCUCGUGUGGCCUGGUGUGACUGUCUUCCCUGACUGGUUCAAUCCGCUAGUGCAGGAAUUUUGGACCAACGAGUUCCAGAUGUUCUAUAACCCGGAGACUGGACUUGAUAUUGAUGGCUACGCUAGCACCACACUUACCCAUAACGUCCAGUUCUGCGACGUGCCUUGUAAUGACCCCUUCCAGCAAGCUGCAGACCAAGAUCUGCCUCCCCCGCGCACAACAAUCCCCCCGGACCCGAAUGCGCCGAUUUUCGUCAAUUCGAGCUCGGCGGAGAACAGUUUUACGCUUGCGCUGCACAAGAGGCAGCUCGACAGCAACGAGAACGUGCUGAACCCACCGUAUGCAAUUCAUAACGCUGCGGGCGCGCUGUCGAACCUGACGUCGUAUUCCAACGCAGUCCAUGCGAACGGACUGAUCGAGUACGAUACGCACAACCUCUUCGGCACGAUGAUGUCCACCACGACUCACAAUGCGAUGCUCGCGCGGCGUCCCGGGCUGCGCACUCUCGUCGUGACGCGCUCGACAUUCGCAGGUGCAGGGGCGCGCGUGCAGAAGUGGCUCGGGGACAACUUCAGCGACUGGGCGCACUAUCGCAACUCGAUCGCAGGUAUCCUGAACAUGGCGGGCGUGUUCCAUAUUCCAGUGGUGGGUGCAGACAUUUGUGGCUACGCGGAGGACACGACGGAGACGCUGUGCGCACGAUGGGCCAUGUUGGGCGCGUUCUAUCCGUUCAUGCGGAAUCACAACGACGAUACGUCGAUCAGCCAGGAAUUUUACCGCUGGCCGACCGUCGCACAGGCAGCUAGGAAUGCGUUGAAUAUGAGGUACCGUCUGCUGGAUUACAUUUACACUGCGCUGCAUCAAGCCAGCAUCGAUGGUACCCCGAUCCUCAACGCGCUCUGGUACAAAUACCCGCAGGAUACCAACACCUUCGCGAUCGACCUCCAGUUCCUGUUUGGGCCAUCUAUCCUUGUGUCACCCGUGACUGUGGAGAACGCGACGUCCGUUGACAUCUACCUCCCCGACGACAUCUUCUAUGACUUCGCGACGUUCGCACCCGUGCGCGGUGCCGGUGCGUACGUUGAGCUCGCCGACGUGAACCUUACGUCCAUCCCCGUGUACAUCCGCGGCGGCGCGGUCCUCCCAUUGCGCGCAAAUGGCACGAUGACGACGACGGCGCUGCGGCAGCAGAACUUUGAGUUCGUCGUUGCGCCUGGCCUGGACGACACCGCGACGGGAGCGUUGUAUGUCGACGACGGCGUGUCGCUAGUGCAGCCGGCGACGACGGAGGUACAGAUGGCGUAUGUGAAUGGCACGCUGACCGUUUCGGGCACGUUUGGAUACCCGACUGGGGUGAACGUGUCAAGCGUGGUGCUUCUGAACGCUGUGCAGGCACCGCAGAUAGUCAAAGUCAAUGGGCAGGCUGUAGGCUCCGCCUCGUACGAUGAGAGUUCGAGUGUUGUGACUGUCCCGUUGGGCUUCCCCUUCACCCAAGGGUUUACCGUGGAGUUUUCGUAA
Molecule: messenger RNA, 2673 nt
Organism: Fibroporia radiculosa
Lineage: Eukaryota; Fungi; Basidiomycota; Agaricomycetes; Polyporales; Fibroporiaceae
Exons: 14
Coding region: 1-2673 (890 amino acids)
Biological process (GO): carbohydrate metabolic process
Molecular function (GO): carbohydrate binding; hydrolase activity, hydrolyzing O-glycosyl compounds
Source: RefSeq, a predicted model, not a curated record